This is a messenger RNA of Osmerus eperlanus (European smelt), 1221 nucleotides long. Its product is annotated as catenin delta-2-like. The record is from RefSeq and is a predicted model, not a curated record. The transcript has 10 exons. Lineage: Eukaryota; Metazoa; Chordata; Actinopteri; Osmeriformes; Osmeridae. The coding region runs from base 1 to 1221 and encodes 406 amino acids.
AUGGCGUUUCCACCCCAGCAGCAGUGUGGCUGGAGGGAGACAGCUGGAGGGAUGAGCCAGGCCUUCGGAGCCUGCGUGAGGCACACUUCCAGUUAUGAGUGCCCGCGGGGACCUCAGAGCAGUGCUGCACUGGGGUUUUGGUUCAUGUGUUCAUCAGACGAGCAGUUCCGCUGGAACACUCAAGCUGAUGGCCAGAGGGACGUCCAGGAGGACGGCCAGAGGGACAUCGAGGACGAGCUGACCACCGGCCUGGAGCUGGUGGACUCCUGCAUCCGCUCCCUCCAGGAGUCCGGCAUCCUGGAGCCCCAGGAGUUCUCUGGCGGGGAACGACCCAGUCUCCUCUCCCAGAGUUCUUUGCAGCUCAACUCUACCCCGGAGGCUUCACUCCAGUACUCCGCCAGCUACCAUAGCAACCAGACCCUCGCCCUCAGCGACAGUGGUGCCGCGGCAACGCCACAGCGCAGCGGGCAAGUUAGGGGGGCCGUUCACAGCUACAACCAGGUGACGUCCAGCCGUGCAGCCCAGGCAGCAGGAGGAGCAGCAGGAGUCGGAGGACCAGGAGGAGGAGGGACAGGUCUGUACUACUCCUGCUCCACGCUGCCGGCCCAGAGGGUGAGCUCCCCGCUGACGGGGGCGGGGUCAGGCUCGGCCUCGCCCAGCAAGCUGCAGCGCCUCGGCACGUCGGCCGACGCCCCCGGCUACUCCAGCGGCCAGCGCCUGCCCUCCUCAUCCUCACCCAACAAGCAGUCGCCUGGCACCCGCCUGGCCAAGUCCUACAGCACCACCGUUGCCGUAACGACAGCGGGAGGGGCGGGGUCUCCGCUAAGGGUGGCGUCUCCGCCUGGCUCCACGGUUGCCGGGGGAGGGGCCAGCGCGUCAUCGUCCCCGCUCCACCAGAUGAGCUCGGGCAUAGGGAGUUAUGCCACGCUGUCACCUAAACGCCUGGCCGCUCACCAUGCCUCCGACCAGUACAAGAUCUCCCACGAGCUGUACGCCACUGCCACCCUGCAGAGACCGGGCAGCCUGGCAGGAUCCAGAGGCUCCUACAGUAGUCAGCACAGCCAGUAUGCCCCGGAGCUAAGGCCCCUGGGGUCCCCAGACCACCACAUAGAGCCCAUCUAUGAGGACCGCGUCUACCACAAGGGCCCCAUGAGGAGCCUGGGCCAGAGUCAGGGGGACCUGGGCCCCUAUCGCAACAACACUGGUGAGACGCUGUCAUAA